Molecule: messenger RNA, 1263 nt
Organism: Bactrocera dorsalis (oriental fruit fly)
Lineage: Eukaryota; Metazoa; Arthropoda; Insecta; Diptera; Tephritidae
Product: putative gustatory receptor 59d
Exons: 2
Coding region: 1-1263 (420 amino acids)
Biological process (GO): sensory perception of taste
Cellular component (GO): axon; neuronal cell body; membrane
Source: RefSeq, a predicted model, not a curated record
AUGUAUCAAACACAGCGCUCGCUGAUGCUUCCACGCAUCAUUGGAUAUUUCAACGUACUCGCGAUAUUCUUGGGACUCACACGGUUUCGCAUCGAUUUCAAAGCACAGCGCGUGCUUCAAUCCCGGCACGUUGCGCGCUUUGUGAUUUGCGUAAAUAUUGCCUACUUGUUGGCCUUGCCGGUUUUCUACUUUUAUGAGGCCAUGUAUACUUCUUCACAAUUCGAAGAAAAUUUGGUUUUCCUCACGGAAUCGGCGAAUAUGUUCAUUAGUAUCGUUGCUGCGGCACUGUCGGUGCUAAUGCGUGGUCGGCGAGAGGGCAUACAUUUGGAAUUGGCGGAAACAAUUAUGGCACUUGACCGACGACACUUUCGGAGUAUGUAUGAUGGCCAAAGGCCGGUGACUCAUCGUUCGGAUCAUCUGUUGUACUUUAAAAUGUUUACACUAUGCCUGCAGACCGUUGUUCCUUUUUACGAUUGGCUGACAGUCAGCGAUGCGUUGGAUGUUCCUGCGUUUCUGCAGACCUUCUACUAUGUCUACUCGCAAAGCAUACUGGCGAUGGCCCUCUUCAUGUACUACCACUGGUUGUGGGUGCUGCGGAAGCGCUUCUGUUAUCUCAACUUGACCGUGAUUGAUUUGCUGCGUCGGCUGCAGCAGAUGCCUAUUGGAGGCACGCAACAGCGUUCGGUUAUAGAAGCUACCACCAUUUUGAUUAAAAUAUCGCAAGUACAUGCGCUGUUAAAUAGGCUGCUGUCGCAUCUAAACAGGGAUUACAAAGUGCAGAUUUUGGCUGUGUUGCUAAAGAAUGUGAUUGAGUGCAUUUCGUUUGGGUAUUAUUUGACUUUGGGGUUGAGUGGCUCCAUGGAUUGGGAGUUCAAUGUGGACACUUUAUUGUUCCUUUCAUAUGCGAUCAUAUUGUUCGUUGAUCUGAAUUCGAUUUACUGGAUUUCGCAUAUGAUUACAGACGCACAGCAGCAAAUGUCGGAAAUAAUGCGACGUUUCCAGCUGUUACCCUCGCUAGGUGAAGAAUUCGAUCAACAGUGUGAGCUCUUCGUCAUGCAGCUGACGGGUCAGCAGAUGGACAGCAAACUGGCUGGCAUGUUUCAAAUGAAUCGCGAAAGAGCGUUGGCGUUUUGGGCGUAUUCGUUGACUCAGAUAAUUGUACUGGUACAGUUCGACAUUGGUUUACAAUUACAACCAUCGACGGACAAUGCAGUCUUGAACAGAUUGGAUAAAUUAUUUCGUGUCAACGAUGACGAAGAAUAA